UGUCAAAACACUAAAUAGUACUAUGUCAGAAGCUCAAAACGAAAACAUUAGCUAUCGGAGAAUAAAAAAAAGCUUAUGUUAAAAUUAAAAUAGACGAAUGAAAUAACAAUGGAAAAUAAUAUAAAUAAUACACGCUUUGGUAAAUGCAGGUUUUGUUUCUGCAAUGGUAAUCACAGAGAUAUCAUGAAGGAAUAUAAUUUUAAUGGUAUACGCGAAGUAUACUUCGAUUUAUUUCAGGAAUGUUUUAAUUUAUAUUUAUGUACAAAUGGCAGAAGCUCUUUGAUCUGUUUACCGUGUAUCCAGAAGUUGAGAGAAGCAUUUAGCUUCCGAAUGAUGGUUGUGAAUGCUGAGCAACAGCUAUUAGACGCACUGGACGAGAAGCAGACGUACUUUGUUAACUUGGGGGAACCUCAUAUUGACAUUGACGUUAAAGAGGAGAAGGCGGUUGAAGUCAAGAGUGAACAGAACGAUUCAGAUGGAAAUGUCGACGAGGAAGAUUAUUUAGAAAAGUACGAUGACAUAUUGACAGACUCACAUUCUACGGCUGAUGAGGAUUUAGUCGAUGGUGAAGCGGAGUUCCUAGCCCGCUUCCCCCCCGGCACUCUACCACCGCUACCAACCAGAGCGACGUUGGAGUACAGAUGUAAACAGUUCGUCAAGGAAUUGGAGUUGUUGAAGGGUAAAAAAAUCACACCUAAAGCUAUAAAAAAUCUAGUAACAGAUCCGACACAACACAGGAUACGAAACGUGUACAUGACGGAGAAACUCGCACACAUAACGAACUUAUCGACGAUUCUAGAACAUUCCAACCUCACAGCGUUCAAGACAAGACGAAGAUCCGGCUUCCCUUGCUUCUAUUGCAGGCGUAUUUACGAAAACUUCGAAAUACUGCGCGACCACCAAUACAACGACAAAUGUAAAUCGAACAUGAAAAAAAUUCUAAGUAAAUCAAUCAUGGAGAGAUUGGUCGUGUACGUUCACAUCACAGAGAUCAAGUGUACUAUUUGCGACCAAGGUCUUCCGAAUCUGAACGAGCUGAAGUCUCAUUUAACGAAGAUCCACAAGAAGAAACUACAUCCGGAAUACGGUGAUAGAAUAAUACCAUUCAAGCUUACUAAAGGUAACGAAUACGAGUGCCAGACUUGUGGGUUCAAUUUCGAAACGUUCGGCGCCAUAGAGCGUCACAUGAACGUGCAUUACAGGAACUUCGUGUGCGAUCAGUGCGGUGCGGGCUACGUUACACAGAGCAGACUCAAAGUUCAUCUAAAGUACUCCCAUAUAAAGGGUGUUUUUCCGUGUGAUAUUUGUAAUAAAGUGUUCAAUACUCAGUAUAAACAUAAGUGUCAUGUGGAUGCUGUGCAUAAAAUGGUGAAGAAAAAUAAGUGUCCAAAGUGCCCUGAACGUUUCACGGACUAUUUCGAUCGUCACCAGCAUAUGGUCGAAGCUCAUGGGGAACAGCCCUUAAGGUAUCGGUGUAACGUAUGCGAUACGGUGUUCAAGAGACGCUAUGCGCUUUCGUUGCACAUGAAAAGGCGGCAUUUGGAAGUCAAGGAUAAAGAAUGUUCGUUGUGCAGCUAUAAAUGUCACACGAUAGCAGAAUUAAAGGCCCAUAUGAUCAAACACAAUGGUGAAAGGACGUAUGAGUGUAUAGUCUGCAAGAAGUCGUACGCUCGAAAGAAGACUUUGAAGGAACAUAUGAGGAUUCAUAAUAACGAUCGAAGGUUCGUCUGCGUCGUUUGUGGACAGGCUUUCGUGCAAAAUUGCAGUCUGAAAGGGCACAUGAAGGCGCAUCACGCGGAUUAUGUCAACGGUUUACCUAGAAGCUAGUUUAAUUAAAUUUAUAUAUAUUGGGUGUC
Vanessa tameamea is the source of this 1856-nucleotide messenger RNA. Its product is annotated as zinc finger protein draculin-like. Gene Ontology annotation, biological process: regulation of transcription by RNA polymerase II. Gene Ontology annotation, cellular component: nucleus. Bases 109 to 1827 code for a protein of 572 amino acids. The record is from RefSeq and is a predicted model, not a curated record. The transcript is spliced from 5 exons. Gene Ontology annotation, molecular function: zinc ion binding; RNA polymerase II transcription regulatory region sequence-specific DNA binding; DNA-binding transcription factor activity, RNA polymerase II-specific. Lineage: Eukaryota; Metazoa; Arthropoda; Insecta; Lepidoptera; Nymphalidae.